AUGGAGCCUCCUGUCAGUCGUGAAGCAGUCUACAAUGCAUCUUACCGUCCCAUGACAAUCAUUGCAGGCGAAACGGUCAUCGCUGGCGAGCCAGUCACACCGCCUGAUGAUGUUAGGAGAUACGGUAAGGGCAAAGGCCGGGAUCGCGAUCAACCUGCUUACACGAAUCCAUACUUCGACGAGCCUCUCUGUCCUCUCGAGACCCGAAGUUCUCCGCUAGAGGCCGUGAACAGUCCUUACGUUCACACCAAAGCGACUGAUCUCAAAGCGACUGACGUCAAAAGGAAAACACUGUUCGAUGAGCUCGCGCGGUUCUCCUUCGACAGUAUCCGCAGCUCAUCUGACUGGUCAGACGCCCAAUCUCCUGCAACCACCGUCAGCACCGGCAUCCUCUUCCCCGAGCAACAGCCCGAUUUCAGCCAGACAAUUGCUGAGGACGACGACGAAGAUCUCGACAUUACUGCCGAGCUUCAAGCUGGUAACAACAGUGGCAGGGAUGCCGAAGCUGCUAAUGCAGCCCCUGCACCGAUAGCAGGUCCAUCCCGAGCACACAUUCCUCGUGCACGGCAAACCGACACCAGUCCGCUCAAGCCGAUCCAGCACAAAGACAUCGAAAUGGGCAAUAUGUCACGCGAUAUCAGCGGCACAACGCUCACCGCAUCUGUCGCUAAGUCCAGAAGCUGCUGGCAAGCCCUUGCCAAUGCUGUUAACGGCAUAAGUAGAGCUUAUGAAGAAGAGUACUUCCCGAAAACCGACGCACCCACUCAACAGUGGAAAGCAUUUGGAGAGCGAAUAUCCCCAGCCGGAACCAUUGCAGAGGUCAGCAAAGCAUUUGCGGGUACUGUCUACAAGGCUGCGAAUGAUGAUUUCUCGCGGAAAUGGAGGUCCGCCUGCUUGAAGAUCAGCCAGUGUCUUGACAUUGUCAAUGAGGCUUGUGUAAACGCUGUCGUGACGAAGAGGUACCAGCCGGGAGAUCAUGAGAUGGUCUAA
Messenger RNA from Fulvia fulva, 990 nucleotides. RefSeq lists its product as uncharacterized. The transcript is spliced from 2 exons. The record is from RefSeq and is a predicted model, not a curated record. The coding region runs from base 1 to 990 and encodes 329 amino acids. NCBI's taxonomy places the organism in Eukaryota, Fungi, Ascomycota, Dothideomycetes, Mycosphaerellales, Mycosphaerellaceae.